This is a messenger RNA of Ixodes scapularis (black-legged tick), 1203 nucleotides long. Its product is annotated as ubiquinone biosynthesis O-methyltransferase, mitochondrial. The record is from RefSeq and is a predicted model, not a curated record. The transcript has 5 exons. Gene Ontology annotation, biological process: ubiquinone biosynthetic process. Bases 251 to 1126 code for a protein of 291 amino acids. Gene Ontology annotation, molecular function: 2-methoxy-6-polyprenyl-1,4-benzoquinol methyltransferase activity. NCBI's taxonomy places the organism in Eukaryota, Metazoa, Arthropoda, Arachnida, Ixodida, Ixodidae.
UCUGUUCAAACAAAACAAAAAACGAACAGCGAACUCUCCGAUGUGGGUGCUGAAGUGGGUGUAGUGAAAGUCAAAAUAAGUUUAGUGCUAUUCUUGAUUAAGGAAUACACGAACAAAAAUCAGUAUCGAGUGAAAAGCGCGGCAGAAACUCUCUUUAAACCAUAGCUUUAAACGCUAUGGCCGCUAGUUAAACUAGGAAGUUGUCCAAAAUAUUCGAGAGUCCUUCAGUGCCGUCUGCUAAGCUUGGACGAUGAAGUUUCUUCAGCGCGCGCUGUCUGCUCGGUUUCAAGCGCUGGUCGGAACGUCAGCAUGGUCUCCCGUCCGAUUAUCAAGGCACUUGUCUAUGACCACCCCAACAGCCAACUCCUCCCAGUCGACGGUGUUUGAAGAGAACCGCAGCAAGUUCGAUGCUCUGGCCCAUCGGUGGUGGGAUCCCGAGGGGGAAUUCUCCACCCUUUCACGGAUGAACACGCUACGAGUCCCUUUGAUCAGGGACGGGCUGCUCCAGACCAGGCAGCCGGGAGAGAAGGUGCCAAAAUCCCUCGCAAAGCCGCUGGCGGGUCUAAGGAUUCUUGACGUUGGAUGCGGAGGCGGGUUACUGUCUGAGCCUCUUGCGAGGCUAGGUGCCACGGUCACUGGUAUCGAUCCCACGCCGGGAAGUAUUGAGGUUGCUAGAGCUCAUGCAGAGAGGGACCCCCAAGUUCGAGACUCCAUCGUCUACGAGGGCGUCGAAAUAGAAGAGCUCGUUCAGCGUUCCGUCAAGUUUGAUGCCGUGGUGGCUAGCGAAGUCGUCGAGCACGUCCAGAACUACAGAGAUUUUGUGAAGUCCUGCGUGACUCUGACAGAGGACGGCGGCUCGCUCUUCUUCACGACUAUCAAUCGCACGGUUCAGUCGUUUCUGAUCGCCAAGAUUGCAGCUGAAUACAUCUUUCGGCUUGUUCCCCCUGGUCUUCAUGACUGGAACAUGUUCCUGCCGCCGGAGCAGCUUGAAGAGGCGCUCGAGACAAAUGGCUGUCACGUCCGGCUGAUCCACGGCACCUUCUUCAACCCCCUGACUCAGACCUGGAGCUGGCUGAAGAGUACCGACCUCACUUACGCUCUUCACGCGGUCAAAUCUCCAGCGUGAGGGUUUCCUGCGAGGCUGUAAAUUAGGAUUUGGGAUAUUAAACACCUUGAUGGUGAUUCUGAAGUUAGCCCUUUGUC